Messenger RNA from Argiope bruennichi, 2553 nucleotides. Its product is annotated as collagen alpha-2(V) chain-like. The record is from RefSeq and is a predicted model, not a curated record. The coding region runs from base 1 to 2553 and encodes 850 amino acids. NCBI's taxonomy places the organism in Eukaryota, Metazoa, Arthropoda, Arachnida, Araneae, Araneidae. The transcript is spliced from 110 exons.
AUGGUGGGUGAUGAAAAAUAUCACAUUGAUGCUUUAGGCUUUAUAGCUGGUUUCAAGUAUGACUCUGGCCAAACAGAAUUCUAUUUCUUGUUCUUAUAUUCUUCUGGCGGAAAAGGACCAGGAGGAGGACCAGGAAAUGGUGGACCAGGACCAAAUGAUGGUAGUCCUGGAGAACCAGACAAUGGUAGUCCUGGAGGACCAGACUAUUAUGAUUCUGGAAAUUCAGGAGGAGAUGAUUCUGGAGGAUCAGGAGGUGAUGAUUCAGGAGGAUUAUUAGACUUGUCGAAUCUUAUUCCAUUGCUGGAAGGUGGAAAAGAUACGGGAGGAAAACCGGACAAAGGAGUUGGACUAAAACCUUUCAAAAUCCCCACAGAAAAACCAGAGAGUGGACAUAGACCAAGACCGGGAAAAAUCCCAAUAAGAGAACCAGAUAAUGAACCUGAACAGCACCAUAAACCAGGAAAACACCCAGGAAAUGAUGGUUCAGGAGGAUUAGACGACACGUCAUUUGUUUCUUGGCGAGAGGGUAUCGAUUCUAGAAGACCAAGGGGUAGAGGUUUGGGAGGAAAAGAAGGUGAUGAUUCUGGAGGAUCAAAUGGGGAGGAUUCUGGAGAUAUUAAAAGAGAAGGAGAUGAUAAUUCAGAAUUGGGAGAUGAUGGUUCUAGAAGACCAAGAGGUGGUUUUUUUAGAAGACGAGGAAGGGAUUAUUCUGGAGAAUCAGGAGAGGAUAGUUCAGAAGAAUUAGAAGGUGGUGGUACAAGAAGUCCAAGAGGUGGCCGUCCUAGAAGACCAGGAAGUGAUGGUUCUGGAGAUAAUGAUUUAGGAGGAUUAGAUGACACGUCAUUCGUUUCUUGGCGAGAGGGUAUCGGUUCUAGAAGACCAAGGGGUAGACGUUUUGGAGGAAAAGAAGGGGAUGAUUCUGGAGGAUCAGAAGAUGAUGAUUUAGGAUUGGGAGCAAAACCUAUGAAAGAACCAAAACAUUUGAAAGAACCAAAACCUUUGAAAGAUCCAAAACCGUUGAAAGAUCCAAAACCAUUGAAAGAUCCAAAACCUUCAAAAGAGCCAAAACCUUUGAAAGAUCCAAAACCUUUAAAAGAGCCAAAACCUUUGAAAGAUCCAAAACCUUUAAAAGAUCCAAAACCUUUAAAAGAUCCAAAACCUGUAAAAGAACCAAAACCUGAAAAAGAACCAAAACCUUUAAAAGAACCAAAACCUGCAAAAGAACCAAAACCUGUAAAAGAACCAAAUCCUGUGAGAGAACAUAAACCAAGAAAAGGCUUAGGAAACCUAUCAAAUCUUCUUCCAUGGCUGGAGGGUGAUGGUUCUGGAGUAUUAGAUGGUGAUCUUUCUGGAGGAUUAGAUGGUGAUGAUUCUGGAGAAAUAGAUGCGAAUGGAAAACCCCCCAAAGGAGGACAUAUCAAUGGUAGACUAAGAUGGAGAGGACGUACAAGAAGCCCAAAAGUUGAUGAAGAAAGUCUUGAAAAAGAACCAAAAGUUAAACCUGAAAAAGAACCUAAACCUGAAAAGAUGCCUAAACCUGAAAAGACAGAUAAGCCAAGAAGGCCCCUAGGAAAUGGGUUAGAUUUUUCUACAUGGAUGGAAGGUAAACAAGUAAAAGAACCUAAACCAAAAAAAGGAUCAAGAGACGAUUCAGACGGUUUAUUGUUGGGAGAUGAUAAUUCCGGAGGAAAUGAAGACGGGUCAGACUUUCUUUCAUUGUUGGACGGCAAGCCUAAAGAACCUAAACCUUUGAAAGAACCCAAACCUGUGAAAGAACCCAAACCUGAGAAAGAACCUAAACCUUUGAAAGAACCCAAACCUGAGAAAGAACCUAAACCUUUGAAAGAACCCAAACCUGUGAAAGAACCCAAACCUGAGAAAGAACAUAAGCCAAAAAAAGUCCCAGGAGGUGGGGGAGGCCUCCUUUCCUUGUUAGGAGAUAUAACUGGAAAAGAAAAUGAACCAAAAGAAGAUAAACAGGGAAAAAAACCACGUCAUGGUUUUGGAGGCUUAGGAGGCGGCUUCGCAGAUCUUCUUAAAUUGCUAGAAGGUGGUGGUUCUAAAGAAUCAGGAGAUGACAAUUCCGGAGAAAAGGAUGGUAAACAUGGAAAGAAACACGGUAAAGGCCUUCUGUCAUUGUUCGGCGAUGAUAAUUCAGAAGGAAAAGAAGAUGAUGAUUCCGGAGAAAAAGGAGGUAAACAUGGAAAAAAAAACGGCAAAGGCCUUCUGUCAUUGUUCGGCGAUGAUAAUUCCGGAGGAAAAGAUGAUGAUUCAGGGGAAAAAAAAGAUAAGCCCGGAAAGAAACAUGAUGAUUCAGGAGAAAAAGAAGAUAAGCACGGAAACGAACAUAAAUCAAAGAAGGACUCUGAAAGCUUGCCAGACAUCUUUUCAUUGCUGACAGGUGGUGGAUCUGGAGGAUUAUUAGGCGGCUUCUCAGAUUUUCUUUCAUUGCUGGAUGGUGGUGGCUCUAAAGGAUCAGGAGAUUUGUCUAGUCUUCUAUCAUCAUUGACGGAUGGUGGAUUAGGAGGUGAUCUAGGGAAAUCACGGUGCUGA